UUAACAACGGUCACUCUAAAAGAGACGGAAAACAAAGUCGGACGUUGAUGCGCGUCGCUCCCGAAGAACAGUUAAUUUGUGGACGCUUUUUCGCGAGUGCAGACAUAAAUAAAAGCGGCGUGUCUUGCUCCGUUCCAGACUGGAUUACAACCAAUUAAUACUGAUAUCCCGAGUGAAUAGUUUGCAACAAACAAGUGUUGUCCUGCGUCGACGGGGAAGUGUUGAAUGGACAGUCGCGUCUAACAGAAAAAACAAGUACACACAACACAGCCAACAACGAAUGCACAUAAACAAGACGAGCCAGCGACAGCCAACGCAGAAUCGAGUGAAAACCUAUUUUAAAGCGCCGAGCUAUAUUUAUUUUGUUGACGCUCAGGAUUUUCGGUGUUCGCAUCUGAAUGUCUGCGAGUGCGUGUGAGUGCGCGAGUGGCAGUGUGUGGGUUGCAUACCGCGGCGAGUGCGAAUAACUGCAAUUGCAAUAGAGAGCAGACACAUACACACAUAAUUGGAUUAUGGCCACACGGCAAUAAGAACGGAAAAGGAGAGAGAGCGAAAAGGGGGGAGAGAGCAGUCGCCAAACCAAACGGACUUCCAACUGCGAGCGCUUCCAGUGCAGCUUCCACAACUGCAACGUGCCAAGAAUAUCGGAGAAGAACAAUCCAGUACAUUCCAAAUACCAAGAAUAUACAAUCGACCAUCCAAGUACACAAAUUUCUAUUACGAAGCAAGCAACAGUCAUCGAUGAUAGUUGGUUCUCACAUUUUUUUACUGUUUCAAAAUUUUGAAAGUUGUCAAGCUCGGACCUAUGGGUCCGAUAAAUGUUUUGUGCUCCGUUCCAUAAACAAACACUCAAAAAUAGCAUCCGUAGAACAUAUCGUGCCCGUCUCUCUCUAACCGUCGCGUUAACCGCCAAUCUUUGUGUAUCAUGAGCCCGACCAUGCUGUAGUUGGAGCUCCACCAUCAGCCAAUAACUACACAGAUCCCACUUGAAACGCAGAGAGAUCCCGUCCGAUCCCCUUCCGAUCCACAAGCAGGCAAGGCAAGGUCGUCGUCCAACGACAGAAACAAACCAAUAUUACACACACAUCCGGAUACGACAGCAUCAUACGUCGUAGCUGAUAAACAUGAGCCUGAAUCAGCACAGUGGCCCCGGUCCGCCGUCGGAGGUCUGCGGACUAUCGGUGGACCAGGUGGACUCCUCGAUGACCGCCGCCGCCGCCUCGCCCUUCGUCUGGCCCAGCACAGCGGGUAUGUGCAGCACCACCACCGCAUCAUCAGCAGCAGCAGCAGCUUUCAAGGGAACAUCCAAUGGAGAUGCCAUCGCAGAAGCUCCCGUGAAACAUCAGCCGCUCCACAACGGCGGAUGGAUCGGGAACGGUCUGCCGCCGGCGCCCGUGACGCGGACCAUAUCAUCGGAUCGCCUGGUCACCGGCAGCUCGUGUCGGGCGCUGCGCACCGCCGUCUCAGCAUUAUACUCCGUGGAUGACUUCGUCAAGGAGAAAAUCGGAUCGGGAUUUUUCUCGGAGGUUUACAAGGUCACACAUCGUACAACCGGCCAGGUGAUGGUGCUCAAGAUGAAUCAGCUGCGGGCCAACCGACCCAACAUGCUGAGGGAAGUGCAGCUCCUGAACAAGCUCUCCCAUGCGAACAUAUUGAGCUUCAUGGGCGUCUGCGUGCAGGAGGGCCAACUGCACGCCCUGACCGAGUACAUCAACGGCGGCUCCCUGGAGCAGCUGUUGGCCAACAAGGAGGUGGUGCUCAGCGCCACGCAGAAGAUAAGACUGGCGCUGGGUAUAGCGCGCGGCAUGUCCUACGUCCACGACGCGGGCAUCUUCCACAGGGAUCUGACGAGCAAGAAUGUACUUAUACGCAAUCUGGCCAACGAUCAGUAUGAAGCCGUUGUGGGUGACUUUGGUCUAGCCGCAAAGAUACCAGUCAAAUCUAGAAAAUCACGCCUGGAGACCGUCGGCUCACCGUAUUGGGUUAGUCCGGAAUGUCUGAAGGGUCAGUGGUACGACCAGACGAGCGAUGUCUUCUCAUUCGGCAUUAUUCAGUGCGAGAUCAUAGCCCGCAUCGAAGCGGAUCCGGAUUUGAUGCCCCGCACUGCGUCGUUUGGCCUGGACUAUCUGGCAUUUGUCGAGCUGUGUCCCAUGGAUACACCCCCUGUGUUUCUACGCCUGGCCUUUUACUGCUGUGUGUACGAUGCUAAGAGCCGGCCCACUUUCCACGAUUGCACCAAAAAGUUGACUCUGCUGCUGGAGAAGUACGAGCACGAGUCGUCGACGGGGGCGAGCCCACUAAGCUCCCUGGAGCUGAUCAACUGCUCACCAGGAGGCAGCGAUUCGGAGAAUGUCGCGAUGAAUGUAACUCCGCGGGCCACAGCACUCACGGUGGCCACUAUUUGUACUGCUCCAGCGGGCACUCUAACGCCUCGCCAUCUGAGAGAAGUGGAUGAGGACGGCUUUCGAUUCCCGAGUAAAAAGUCCGCAUCGGCUGCGCUGCCGGGCACACCAAAUGGAUCCGCCGGAAGCAAUGGCUUCGAUGAUCACAUACUGAAGUCUAGAGUGCGACGAGCCACCCAGAAACUGGAAGCCGAGAUCCUGCUGCACCGGCGCUCGCUGAGCGAGAACAUCAUCCACUUUCCCAUGCACACGUCGCCCAGUGACAAGGCGCGAUGUCAUCAAAUGCAGCGCCAGCGAUCCUCCACCCACUCACCGACGCCGCCCAGGCAGCUGGCUUCCGUUCAAUUGCCCGCCACGGCUAUUCCAGAACCGCCGCCACUUCCUCAGCCUGUUCCCGCGGUUCUUACGCUGCGCAAAGUGGGCGAAACGAUGUGUCUGAAGGAUCCACAGUACAAGCCUACUUCUGAAAAGGAUCAUAACGGCUCCAAACCUAAUCCGUUCGAAGCGCUGGCGCAGCUGCGAGGCGUUAAGAAGAUCCUAGACGCCAAUCCAAAAACCUAUGCAGCAGGAGUGGGAGAUCUGUUCAGCUCAUGCUUUGAGACGCUGGCGCCUUUCUUUAAGGAGCUGGCAGCCAUGCAAAGCAAGGUGGUAGGCCAGGGAGGAGCAGCGAGUACGGAUGAGGCGGCAGCAGGAAAACCUGCUGCAGCGGCAACGUCAGCGACGCCCAGUGAACCAAAGAGUUUGCCAGUGUCGCCGCAUAUGACGCGCAAGUACAGCGCCAUUGAGCUCCGGCUACCGCAGCGGAUCAGCAAUGCUGCUCCUCCAGUUACCAGUGCGAAUGCGCCAUCACCAGCAACACCAUUGCCAGCGGAUGAGGAUGACUGCGAUGAUUGCAACUCGGAAGGGGAGGAUCCCGAUGGCGGCGGCAACUGUGCGGACGCGGAGUCCAGCAGUGAUGACAGUGCUGUGCGUCCGGCCACCGUCCCUACGGCUCGAAAGUACCGUGCGAAUUCCUUGUACACACAUCCCCUUUUUCGUGGUCCCAAUGGCACCAGCAUGAAAAGCACCAGCACCAGUGAAUUUGAAAGUACAGCUCUGCUUAAAUCGAGCGCAUCCACCAUCACAUUGACUGCCUCAGCGGGUGCGUCCAAUUCCUGCGAGGAUCUGACUGAAAGCGCCAAGAAAUCCAAAGACCAAACGAGUUGCGGUGCAGCCGCCACGGCCCUGGCGUCACCCACUCCCAUGUCCGGCUGCUCAGCAAGGUUGGUGGAAACCCCGGCUUCCGUGUCGUCGUGCACCGACCUCGAGCUCGACGAACUGAAGAAUACCUGCGAUCUAAGUGAGCUGAAGAACUCGUGUGAGCAGCUCCCCUUGAAGACGAACCUCACGAGACGGGACUCCAUAGAAAGUGGGUUCUUCUCGUGCUUCAACGAGGAGUCAGAUGCAGCGAUAACCAACAACAGCUUUGGACGACAACUGAACGGUAUCGGGUCGUUGGGGUUUGGUUGCGGCGGCGGGGGCAACAGUAGUAAUUGCUGCUACGAAAAGUUGAAGACGCAGUUAAUGCUCGAUGCAUGUGCCAGCGCAGAUAGUGAAAUCAACGAUAAACUUGCGAGUCUGUGUCGCUGCUGCUACUACGCCACCUCAACAUCGAAUGCCGCCGUAACUGCUGCCGCUGCUGCUGCCCAACAGCAACAGCAAAGCCACCUGCUCAACGACACAUCCUCGACUUCAUCGUCUGUGCUGCUGAUCGACAACGAUCCGGCCGUGAUCGGGGGAAAUACCUCAUCGUCCACAGCGCUUGACUCCAUGGAUGAUCUGGACGCAGAUAUGGUGGCUACGCGGCCCACCCACCAGCGAAGAUACACCUGUCAUCAUGCGUUAAUCAGCGGAAACGGCAGUGAUUCCCAAAUGGCGGCCACGGCGGGCCUGAUCAAUCGGCUGGCCCUAGACUCGGAGAUCCAUACGCUUCUGCAGCGCAGUCCAUUUGCAACGAAUCAACUGUUGUACUGUAAGAACCGCACCUCGUCCAUCUACACCGACAGCUCCGAUGACAUAAGCAGCUUGGCGGGAUCCGAUUCCCUGCUAUGGGACGACCGCUCCUUUACGGCACUGCCCAGUACGAGAUCAGCUCAGAUUGCCAAGAUAGUGGAGUACUUUGAGCGGAAGCGACAAGACUCCUCGCCGCCCUCGGUGCACCAUCGCAAUGGAAACGGCACUGUGGCCGCUGCAGUGGCUGCCUCGGCACUGGGAUCCAACUACCUCUCGUACGAGUCGCGCCGCUACUCGGAUUUCAAGCGGCACCUGAACGCGGAUGCCCUGUGCUUCGAUCUGGACAAGAAGCCAGCGCAGCAAAGGAUGAUGGUGUGCGAGGGUGCGGUCAAGUCCAAGCUUCCCAUAUUCGACAAAAAGAAGCAACAGCAGGGCGGCUAGCAGAGAUUGUGUUACGGAAACCCAGACCUGAUUCACAUUUAAUUUAUUUGUUCAGUCGCCUUAAGACUUAGUUAGAUUCUGUGAGAUUUGUAUCCUCCAUAUCCGAUUCCUUUAUACCUGGCAGUACCACUUGAUAAUACAAAAAUAAUCGCAACUUAGUUUGCCCACAAAACUUGGAUAGUUUCCGAUGCCUACAAGUUUAAUUUAUAAGUUUAUAAAUAAUUUCCUUAUGUCCUGUGUAUAGAGCGCAAUUGCAAAUAAGCCAAAAUGUUCUACUAAAAAUUAAGCAUGCCCUUUACAAUAAGAGAAUCAAUUUCGUUUGUAUUAGUUGAAAAAUUGUAUCUAAUUACCAUUUAUAAACAUAAUCAUAUGUCGUACUGGUUCCUAGUCCUUCAAAUUUACAUCGCUACAUAUAUUAUGCUAAAUUAGCGAUUAUUCAGAAACCAAUCAUGGAAGUAUUUAUUCUUAAUAAUUAAACCUGUCGCUGGAAAACUACGAAAUGGCCUAGCUGUUCUUUAUAAAUACAUUAACAUAUAUUAUUAAAUUUAACGCGCUAUUUAUUUGAUUGUGUUUAAACUCUGUAUAAAAAGAUUAUGUUUAAAUACAAAUAUACAUACAUAUACACAUAAAAUGGCAUAUUGCAAUACAUACAUUUUACCUGUAACCAUUAACUACCACAUAAGGUCAAAGUUAAAUAUCGAUGUAGACUUAUCAACUUGAGGUUUUAAGACUUGGACUUUCCCCUCGAAAAUUGUACAGAUGAUCCCGGAUCAGAUCGAGAUGGAAGACCAUUUAUCAUUGGCCAAUCCCGAUUGGUUUAACCGCGACUUAGGACUUUAGUUGUAGUAUCUGCAUUACAAAUAAAUACAUACGUAUACAUUAAACCCAGCAGAUCAAUAUCAUAGAUUGGCUGAUUUCAGAUUUUAUGAAAAAUGUAUUAUGGGACAUGACUUAUUGUUUUACUUAUUUAUUGUGUGUCCUUUAGAAUUGAACUUACAUAUACGAUUAAUGCAAUUCGGCUGCAAUUAUACUUCAAUUAUUACACGUAUUGAAAGAGCAAGGCGAAGACUGAGCCAUCGUUUUUCAAUUGGCUAGUAGUUUCCAUUUUACCGAUUAUAGGAAAAUAUAUCCGAAAAUUGAAUAUUUAUCAAGAAUUCAUUAGAAAGUAAUGGCUCCAACUGAAGCAUCUUACUUUACCAACUUAGACACUGUUCAACAGAAAAUUGUAUUAAGAUAAUUGAGACUUCCGUGGCAGCUGUAAAUAAAGUACGAAUUGUGUACAUAAGAAUCAGCAGUAUAGUAAAGAUUGUUAAGAAAUGUAAGUCGUCCAUUUGAGCAUAACACGUCAACCUCAUUGCAUCGUCUUGUUAAUGGGUUCUAAUAAAGCCAAACAUUAGAGAAUCAUGAAUUUAAAAUUCAUUUCCGGUUGCCAAUCAAAUAUUUUAAUGCACUUACCGACCUGGGUCGAUCAUGAAUAAGUAUUAUAUAUAUAUUAUUAUCAACAUUGAAAUCGCAGUCCAUCCCAGACACAUGAACGAAAUUAGUUUCGGCUUUUAACAGAAGUUAAAACAAAGUAAAUCUUAAUUCGAAGAACGAAAACCUGUCAGCAAACAAAUAAUUUUGUAAAACUGUAAACUGAAUUAUUGUACUCGUAUAAUAAAGAUACUGAUAUAGUAAAA
Drosophila biarmipes is the source of this 6514-nucleotide messenger RNA. RefSeq lists its product as uncharacterized. The transcript is spliced from 8 exons. The record is from RefSeq and is a predicted model, not a curated record. Bases 1125 to 4835 code for a protein of 1236 amino acids. Gene Ontology annotation, biological process: actin cytoskeleton organization; protein phosphorylation. Gene Ontology annotation, molecular function: ATP binding; protein serine/threonine kinase activity. Lineage: Eukaryota; Metazoa; Arthropoda; Insecta; Diptera; Drosophilidae. Gene Ontology annotation, cellular component: nucleus; cytoplasm.